CUGUUGACCAUCAUCAUCCUUCCUGGAAGCUGACCGGAAGAAACUCAAGGAACGCUCCUCAUCCCGCCAAAUUCCUCUGAAAGCCGAGUUGGAUCGAUCAUCACCUUCCUGAAAUCCGAGUUGAAUCGACCAUCAUUCGUGGACAGAAACGGAAGAAAUGUCCUAUCACGACAUAUUCUUAACCACCAAGAUCAUCACAGAUGAAACCUUUCGACUACAUGAAGGAUUUGAUAUGGCCUUGUUGGAUGACAAGACAAUGCCUCCCUCGCAACUUUUGACUUUAACAGUCCUCAAAACUGAACCGUUCUUGAAUUUUAAAUCUAGACUUGCUCAAAGCCUUGGCUAUUCGCUUAACUACUUUCGUCUUUGGACAUUGGCACACCAACGUCAUUGCGACUACCUGCGUGAGGCCACUACAACACGGCUAAUCAAAGCAGUACCAGAAAGUGAUCCGGAAUUGACAAUGCAGGAUGUCAUGAAUUCCCGACAGGCUUCCAGCCCGAAAACCCUCAUAUUCUACCUUGAAGUACUCGACCGGGUACAUGAGGCACGGUCUGGUCAAAUCAAGGAGUCUCAUAAGAUGGUCUUUGUCAAACAUUUUGAUGCUAAAAAUCAGAAAUUGGUUGGAAUUGGUCACUUUCAUGUGCAGAGUCGAGGAUCUUUGGACCCCCUCAUCAAAAACCGCAUGAAUCUUCCUUCAAAUGCAAAACUACAGGUUUACAAGGAAUUAGGUCCUGGGAAGACAAACGUGGAUAGCCCCAAGGUGUACUCCUCUGACCCAAUACGAAAUGGGGACAUCUUUUGCUUUCAAGUUGAACUUUCCGAUUCAGAUAUUGCAGAGUUGAAAAGAAAAAAGCUCUAUGUCGAUGUAGUGGAAUUUUACAACUUCUUGGAAAACCGCGUUCUCGUUCACUUCAAACCUCGUCAUGAGGCAAUGUCUGCGACUAUCGAGUUUUCCUUGGUUCUCAGCAAGAAAGAUACCUAUGAACAGAUGUCCAAAUUAGUCUCAGCAAAACUUAAUCAUAGUCCCGAAAACCUUCGAUUCACUGGUAGUCUCAAGGGCUUUCCCCAGAACGUCAUUCAUGGACAGCGUGUCCCGAGCACCUGCUGGACAUCUUCCCAGAAAGUCAUCACUGUGGCUGAUAUGAUCGAGACACCGAAUCAAAAUUCGGGCUACCCGAGCUACAGCAGCAGCGACUUGAAUAACAUCUUGUUCUAUGAGCUAUUGGAUCUGCCUACUGGCGAGGUUCAACAGAAGCGGAUGUUGAAAGUAACCUGGACCGGUGCUGACAACCGGGAAGAAAGCAUCCUUAUCGGUUGGGCUAACUCAGCCCGCGGCUAAAGUCCAAGUUAAAUCAAGUUAACUUAGCGGGGG
This is a messenger RNA of Puccinia graminis f. sp. tritici CRL 75-36-700-3, 1375 nucleotides long. RefSeq lists its product as uncharacterized. The record is from RefSeq and is a predicted model, not a curated record. The transcript is spliced from 6 exons. NCBI's taxonomy places the organism in Eukaryota, Fungi, Basidiomycota, Pucciniomycetes, Pucciniales, Pucciniaceae. Bases 158 to 1342 code for a protein of 394 amino acids.